GUUUUUAUCUUGGGGUGUUUCUGGAUGUCGAUGUUGUAAGUUGAAUGAGAAUGUUGGUGAAAGUAAACAAUCAAUAAGAUCCGAUGAAGGUUGGCGGGGUAAAUGGGUUGAGAUGGAUGCGAGGGUCCAGGGUCAGGGUUAGGUAACGCGAAUUCACGUGGUUCUAGUUGGCAAGCUGCGCUUUUGCUCCAACUCUUCCUGUAAGCUGUCAUCCACUUUUGUUAGAAAUGACCAAUGGAUAAAUGAUGAGCAAGAGAGGAUUUUGCUUGAACCCGAUAUGUUUUGCUCUAAGGUAGGCAAGAGCGUGGCGUCGCGGCCGUCUUCAGGAACCACUUAAAGUCUAACGCAGGGUACAUACCUCACUGGUCAAUUUAACUCUCGCGUCGGGAAAGUGGGGCAGUCACGUAACAAGGGAAUGGAGCGCGUCCACCCAGUUUCUUUGGCUCAAUGAAUUUCGAGUUCGUGCCAUCAACACCUCCAACAACAGUCCAGCCAGAUCCCACGUCCUUAUUCUAACUGUCUUUCUAUCCCCAUCAAACCAGAGACAACCCAGCUGCCAUAUCCCACCAUCCCAUGCCUCGACAUACAGCUGGAAUCUAGACUUGCUCUUCCGCAAGCCACUCCUUCAUCAAAGCAAUCCAAAAUGCCUUCCGCGACAUUACCGCAGAAAAGGGCCUUUGGGGAGGCUUCAAGCACCCGGCGGAACAUCGUCGCAACUCCCUCUACCGCCACCACCAAGAAGCGCCGCAUCGAUGAGCCCACAUCAUCUCCAGCACAACGCUUCAAGAGCUCUCAAAAUGACAGCAAAGGCAGAAUGGCCUCGAGCCAACAGAAGAGUGUUUUCGAGAGCGAAGUGCUCGAAAGACUGAAUCAGGACAUCUCAGACCUCAAGCAAAACAACUCAGAAAAGGACCAAGCAUGGGAGCGGCCACCCAUUCCGAACGACUUCGAUCCCUCCAAGCACAGUCUCUGCUUCCAAGCCAUCGAGGCAGAGGAGGGUACGAUCGGUGGUGGUCAACCUGCUGUGAAGCUAUUUGGCGUGACCGAGAACGGCAACUCCGUUCUUUUGCAUGUCAAAGACUUCAAGCACUACCUCUAUGUCGCGGCGCCAGUCUCGUUCGUCGUUGAGGACUGCCUUGCGUUCAAAGCAUAUCUCGAAUCGCAGAUGUCGCAAAAUCACCAAUAUCAACAGGUCAUUCAUAAUGUAUCGCUGACCAUGCGCGAGAAUAUCUAUGGCUUCCAAGGGAACGUCCAAAAUCCUUAUAUCAAGGUUACGGUUACCGAUCCAAAACACAUCAACAAGGUCCGCACCAUGAUCGAGAGAGGCGAGGCCAACUGGAAGGGGAUGUGGAAGCAUGAUGGCGGCAUCAUGACCUACGACAGUAUCCAGUACUUGCUUCGGUUCAUGGUAGACUGUUCGAUUGCUGGCAUGUCUUGGGUUGAAGCACCCGCCGGCGCAUAUGACCUUAUCCACAUGAACAAGCAGUCCAACUGCCAGUUCGAAGCUGUCAUCAGCUACCGAGAGCUGAUUUCGCAUAAGCCCUCUGGAGAGUGGUCUAAGAUGGCCCCUCUCCGGAUUCUCUCGUUCGAUAUCGAGUGCGCUGGUCGCAAAGGUAUUUUCCCCGAGGCCCAACACGAUUCCGUCAUUCAAAUCGCCAAUAUCGUCACCAAAUACGGAGACAAGAAGCCGUUUGUACGAAACGUGUUCUGUCUCGAUACUACAAGUCCCAUUGUGGCCACUCAGAUCCUGGAGUUUAAGGACGAAGGGAAAAUGUUGGCUGCAUGGCGGGACUUCCUAGAGAAGGUUGAUCCAGAUAUCAUCAUCGGGUACAAUAUUGCCAACUUCGAUUUCCCCUAUCUCCUUGACAGAGCGAAACAUCUCAAGGUGCAUAACUUCGAAUACUGGUCUCGCACGCACGUCAAGUCGGUAGCGAAGGAAACCAACUUCUCCAGCAAGCAGAUGGGCAACCGCGACACAAAGGCCACCAACACCAACGGUCGUCUCCAGCUUGACUUGCUUCAACUGGUUCAACGUGACCACCAACUUCGCAGUUAUACCCUGAACUCUGUGUGUGCCCAUUUUCUUGGUGAACAAAAAGAAGAUGUCCAUCACUCCAUGAUCACGGAGCUUUUCGAGGGUACCCCAGAGUCGAGACGCAGACUGGCACUCUACUGUCUCAAGGAUGCCUAUCUGCCACAAAGACUCAUGGACAAGCUGUCUUGCCUUGAAAACUACACCGAAAUGGCAAGAGUUACGGGGGUACCAUUCAACUUUCUCCUCGCCAGAGGUCAGCAAGUCAAAUUCUUGAGCCAACUCUUCCGCAAGGCCCUGGAGCAAAAGCUUGUCAUUCCCAACAUGAGAUCAGAGUCAUCAGAAGAGCAGUAUGAGGGUGCCACUGUCAUUGAGCCUACAAGAGGAUACUACGAUGUCCCCAUCGCCACUCUGGAUUUCGCUUCGCUGUACCCCAGCAUCAUUCAAGCCCACAAUUUGUGUUACACCACUCUCAUCAAGAAGAGGGAUAUUGAGAGGUGGAGCUUAGUCAAGGAUGAGGACUACAUCGUUACCCCCAAUGGCGACAUGUUCGUUACCACCAAAAAGAGAAAGGGGCUGUUGGCCCAAAUUCUGGAGGAAUUGCUCUCGGCUAGAAAGGAGGCCAAGAGAGAACUUGCCGCUGAGACAGAUCCAUUCAAAAAGGCUGUGCUCAACGGUCGUCAAUUAGCCUUGAAGAUCAGUGCAAACUCCGUCUACGGUUUGACUGGUGCCACCAACGGCAAACUCCCCUGCUUGGAGAUUGCUAGUAGUACCACCGCUUUCGGUCGUCAAAUGAUUGAGAGGACGAAGCACGAAGUUGAGGAGAGAUAUUGCAUCAAGAAUGGCUACAGUCAUGACGCUCAGGUCAUCUAUGGUGAUACUGAUUCCGUCAUGGUCAAGUUUGGCACCAAGGAGUUGGCCGAGGCCAUGAAGCUCGGCGAGGAUGCGGCGAAUUAUGUGUCUAGCAAGUUCAUCAAGCCCAUCAAGCUCGAGUUCGAAAAGGUGUACUUUCCCUAUCUUCUGAUUAACAAGAAGCGUUAUGCUGGGCUGUACUGGACAAAGCCGGAGAAGUAUGACAAGAUGGACACCAAGGGUAUUGAGACUGUCCGUCGUGACAACUGUCUUUUGGUGCAAACCGUCAUUGAGAAGGUCCUCCGCAUGAUUCUCAUCGAUCGUGACGUCCCUGGAGCUCAAGAAUACGUCAAAGACACCAUCGCCGACCUCCUUCAAAACCGCGUCGACAUGUCCAAGCUCGUCAUCACAAAAGCCCUCACCAAAGACGACUACGCCGCCAAGCAAGCUCACGUCGAGCUCGCCCACCGCAUGAAGAAGCGCGACGCCGGUUCCGCCCCCGCCCUCGGCGACCGUGUAGCCUAUGUCAUGGUCAAAGGCGCGACUGGCUCCAAGAAUUUCGAACGCUCCGAAGACCCGAUCUACGUCCUCGAGCACAACGUCCCCAUCGACACAAAAUACUACCUCGACAAUCAGCUCGCCAAACCCCUCGGCCGCAUCUUCGAGCCCAUCCUCGGCGAGACAAAAGCCAAGUCCUUGCUGACAGGUGAUCACACCCGCGCCAUCUCCGUCGCGGCACCCAAAGUAGGCGGUCUCAUGAAAUUUGCCAAGAAAACCCAAACGUGUAUGGGUUGCAAGAAACCCUUGACAGGGAAAGAAGAGAGUCAGGGCGCGGUGUGUGCCGAUGACGCGCCGAGGGUGGGUGAGUUGUACAAGAAGACGCUGGACAAGGUCAGUGACUUGGAGGUGAGAUUUGGGCGGUUAUGGACACAGUGCCAGAGGUGUCAGGGGAGCAUGCACUGUGAGGUGAUUUGCAGCUCGAAGGACUGUCCGAUUUUUUAUAUGCGGAUGAAGGCGAAGAAGGACCUGGAAGAUGCGAAUGGGGAGUUGGCGAGGUUUGAUUUUGAUCAGGCUGCUAUUUGGUAGUUUCUUGGGGUUGGGUUAUACAUAUAUGAAUUGGGAUAAGGGAUAAAGAAAUGGUUAAUGAUGUGGUUUGCUUUUGGGACCCUGGGGACAACAGGGGCGUUUAUCAAUCUUGAGGUUUUCGGUACCUAGCUGGAAUAUAACUUUCAUCACGAAAGACAGGGUUAGCAGUUGACUUUUUUGCGUCUUUCCUCUU
Molecule: messenger RNA, 4163 nt
Organism: Podospora pseudopauciseta
Lineage: Eukaryota; Fungi; Ascomycota; Sordariomycetes; Sordariales; Podosporaceae
Gene: POL3
Product: DNA-directed DNA polymerase delta
Exons: 2
Coding region: 644-3970 (1108 amino acids)
Biological process (GO): DNA replication proofreading; nucleotide-excision repair, DNA gap filling; base-excision repair, gap-filling
Cellular component (GO): delta DNA polymerase complex
Molecular function (GO): nucleotide binding; 3'-5'-DNA exonuclease activity; DNA binding
Source: RefSeq, a predicted model, not a curated record